UAAUUCCAUUUAAUGUCAUUUAUUGAUUUAUUUUUUAUUAAAAAGUAUUUAUAUUUGUGCCGUUGAAGUGUUAGCAGACGCAUUAAGCAUAAUUAAUUAUUAGAAUUAUGUUAAAAAUAUAUAUAAAACAUUUCUACUUUUAUACGAAAUGAAUUGGUCAAGUUUAGAACUUGGUUCUGAAGCCAUAAUAGGCUCUUUGCUGGCCUUAACUGCGUUGUUUUUCUUUUGUCGCAGCUUAUUAGUGGAGGAUGUUGUCUGUAUACCAGGAAAAACACGUCAUAGUUGGAAAUCUAUUAAAAUUCUAAAUAAGCCAUGCUAUUGCAAUGCAUGUGAAGUAUUGCUCACACCUUCUGCGGGACUGUUUUGCGAUUGUUGUGGCUUAUGCACCCAUUCCGCACCUGUCUGUACCAAACUAAUAGACAGCAAAUAUCGCUGUAAAGAUAAAUUCCUGCGUAAUGAAACAUCACUAACUCAUCUUUGGGUACAUGGAAACUUACCAUUAGGAAUUACGUGCAGUGCUUGCAAUGAUGAAAUCGACUACCAGGCUACACCUGGAUUAUUUGGUUGGCGUUGUUGCUGGUGUCAACGUUCAUACCAUAACAAUUGCUAUAAACAAGUGGAUGUGAGAGGCAAAUGUGAUUUAGGCGAAUUUAAGGAUUUAAUAUUUCCACCAUAUUCCGUUGUUGCGGCACGCACUCGAGAAUCUGUACGUUUGCAUUUAGCUGGUAUAAAGCCACCAGAUAUCGAAAAUUGGGAACCACUUAUUGUUAUUGCAAAUACACGAUCUGGCAGCAGCACUGCGGCAGAUGUGUUAUCACUACUACGUGGAUAUUUGCAUCCAUUACAAGUGAUGCAACUCUGCACACGUGGGCCACAUGAUGCUCUACAAUGGGCCAUUAAAGCUCAACCACGACCAUGCCGUAUACUUGUAGCUGGAGGAGAUGGUACAAUUGGUUGGGUACUGAAUACAAUAUAUAGCUUAGGCAUAAAGCCCAUACCAGCAGUAGCUAUUCUGCCACUUGGCACUGGAAAUGAUUUGUCACGUAUACUUGGUUGGGGAGCAGAACCACCGGAAUUAGAUCCUAUACAGAUAUUAAAAAAUGUAAAACGUGCACGGGGUAUUAAUUUAGAUCGAUAUGAUUUACAAAUUGAAAAGCUACAUUAUCGUUUACCCAUAAAAAGACAUCCCAUGAAAACUAUACACGUCUAUAACUAUUUUAGUAUUGGUGUUGACGCGCUGGUAACGUAUAAUUUUCAUAAGACGCGUGAGUCGAGAUUUUAUGUGCUAAGCAGUAGACUUUUUAAUAAGCUACUCUACUUUACUUUUGGUACACAACAAAUAGUUCAACGGGAUUGCGAGAAUAUUGAACAAAACUUCGAUCUUUAUAUGGAUAGUCAAAUGAUUUCGCUGCCACCUCUGCAGUCUAUUGUUUUUCUUAACAUUGAUUCUUGGGGCGCCGGUUGCAAAUUAUGCGCACUUUGGAAUGCAGAUUCAAAUGUUAAAAUGAUAAAUUGCAUCUCAGACAGCAGUUUAGAAGUUUUUGGUAUCGUGUCUUCUUUCCACAUGGCACAGCUACAAUGUGGCAUUAGUAAGCCUGUACGAAUUGGACAAGCUAAGCAAAUCAGAAUUGUUGUUAAAAAUCCGUGUCAUAUGCAAGCAGAUGGAGAGCCAUGGUUGCAGCAACCUGCCGACAUACAUUUGCAAUCACGCAGUCAAGCACGUAUGCUUAGAUUGGACGAAGGAAAUUCGAGUGAUUUGAGUGAUUCCUAAACAGUACUUAACACAAAAUAUAUGAGGGCUAUUAGAAGUUAUUAAGGUCAUGUCGUUAAUUGAAACAACUAAGUCAAAUAUAUCAAAUUGCUAACUAAAAAGAAUCGGAGAAAUAAUAAAAGGAUGUCAAACCUCAGAAGUAUAGAGAAAUAACAAAAGGAUGUAUAAAGUAAAAGUACGUCUACGAUAAGAAAAAAAUAUGAAAAAAACCAAAUCAAAUAUAAAAUAUAUUGCCAAGUUAAUAUAUGAGGGCUAUUAGAAGUUAUUAAGGUCAUGUCGUUAAUUGAAACAACUAAGUCAAAUAUAUCAAAUUGCUAACUAAAAAGAAUCGGAGAAAUAAUAAAAGGAUGUCAAACCUCAGAAGUAUAGAGAAAUAACAAAAGGAUGUAUAAAGUAAAAGUACGUCUACGAUAAGAAAAAAAUAUGAAAAAAACCAAAUCAAAUAUAAAAUAUAUUGCCAAGUUAAUUAAACUGAAGAAAUAAUAAAAGCAUGUAAAAAUUAAAAGCACUUCUAUGAUAAGAAAAAAAUAUGGAGAAACUAAGACAUAAAAUGCCAAAUAAUAUUAAAUUGGAUAAUUAAUAGAAGGAAGUAAAAAUUACGUUAUAAUUAGCAAAAAAGUAAUAUUUGAGAAAUAUACAAAAACUAUAUAAACUUAAGUGGAUUAAUAUGCCAAAUAGAGUAAAACAAGAUUUAAUAUGAAAUAUAAUGAAU
Molecule: messenger RNA, 2483 nt
Organism: Teleopsis dalmanni
Lineage: Eukaryota; Metazoa; Arthropoda; Insecta; Diptera; Diopsidae
Product: diacylglycerol kinase epsilon-like
Exons: 7
Coding region: 149-1771 (540 amino acids)
Molecular function (GO): ATP-dependent diacylglycerol kinase activity
Source: RefSeq, a predicted model, not a curated record